AUGACGUACCGACCCGGGAAGGAGAACAUAAUUGCAGAUGCCCUGUCCCGGAAAAGCGAGAACUUCGAGACCGUCAGAGCCAGAGACCUGGAUUCCCGCACCAUGGAACUGGUCCCGAACGAUCGGGUACCCGCAGAAGUUCUCGAGGAGACACAUGUCGAAGCUGCUCCCCUAGACAUCGCGGCACAUUCUGAGGACCGCGGCCCAGCAGUAUCUGGGGAGGCACCAGCCGGAGUGUUCCUUGUGGAGCUGAUUGUCCGGGAAAAUGAGAAGCAGAUUCCCAAGGAGGACCGGCAGAAGGGAGAUCAGGAACCUUGGCAUACCGUGCUGGUGGACGGAAAGGACAUGCCGAAUGAUCGAAAUGGAUUCGACUACGUUUGGACGUUCAUCUGCAAACUGAGCAAGCUGAUUCUCACGAUUCCGGGGAAAAAGACAGACACCGCCGAAAGACUGGCCAAGCGAUAUUACCGCCGCGUGUUUGGCCACCUCGGUCUACCGAAGAUUUGGCUCUCCGACAACGGACCACAGUUCAUUUCGAAAUUCAUGGCCAAGGUCAACGAGAUGACGGGAACAGAGCACAAAUUCGGCAGUGCCUACCAUGCGCAGACUCAAGGAGGCGUGGAGAUUACCAACCAGUAUCUUGACCAACGCUUGACGUUUUACGUGUCGCAUGACUCGAUCGAGGCCUCUCAGGGCGAGCACCCCACGCGGCUUUCGUUCAUAUACCGACCGACAAGCAGGUCGGGGAUUGGACCGACGCCCAAAAUGCAGCCAAGGACUUUGUGA
This is a messenger RNA of Hirsutella rhossiliensis, 786 nucleotides long. RefSeq names its product integrase core domain-containing protein. The record is from RefSeq and is a predicted model, not a curated record. The transcript is spliced from 3 exons. Gene Ontology annotation, biological process: DNA integration. Gene Ontology annotation, molecular function: nucleic acid binding. NCBI's taxonomy places the organism in Eukaryota, Fungi, Ascomycota, Sordariomycetes, Hypocreales, Ophiocordycipitaceae. The coding region runs from base 1 to 786 and encodes 261 amino acids.